CGUGACGUGGCUGCUCUGACGUUUCUUUUUUUUUGGUUAGAUCUAGAUCUAGUGUUACUAGGAAGAGAAGAAGAAGCAGAACUAGGGGGGAGGGGAGGGGGCGCUAUCUGACGGACACUUAGGGAUAGAGCUGAAUGCAUAAUAUGGGACUCUGGAGUCUGGUCUAGUGACUUUGUUUAUGCCUUUUGGGGUUCCUCUUCCAGCAAGAGAAGGAAAAAUCUGGACCAUCGAUAACUAGUACCCACAGAAUAGAAACACAUUCUAAGUGGGCAAAUGGUGCUCGACUUGUGAGUGCAGUUAAGUAGUAAUAAUACAGGACUACUGUACUACAAGUAGAGAUACCCUUACUUGAUUACUAUCACAUGGUAUUAGGCAACUGCUAAGAUGCAAAGAGCAAUUGAUCAAUUUUUUGUCAUGUUAUUCCUGAACAGUUGCCAUUAUGGAGAUAUCUAUACUUGAUUAUUAUAAUAUAAUAUUCGGUAACUGUUAAUAAGAUCAAAUUAUUUUGUGCCCAAAUGGUAACAUGAAGCAUUUGUUUCCCAGACCCAACACCAUUAACUGGUUUGAUCAAUAGAAGUUCCUAGAUGUUCGUCUGAUUUGAUUUGUGUGUACAUUUUGCAAGCUCUCUUCCAUCUCAUUUUACUGGCCAGAAAGUAUUCAUGUUUUCAACAAUGCAGAAUAACCCAAAUAAUGCCACAGCAAGUCAGGGCCCUGCAACAUCAGAGAGCAACAAUCUACCUAUAGCAAGACCAUCAUCAGGCUCAGCUUUUGAUAGAUCAAAAUGCUAUAGUGUGUCGCAAGAUAUCCAAUUUACACAACACACUGUUCUGGUGGGAGGUGAGACCAGAAGAACAGCCUCAGUAGCGAAGGCUGAUACGGAGUUGCUUGCAAGAAACAGAGGUAAUGCCAUGAUGCGCUACAAAGAAAAGAAGAAGACCCGGAGAUAUGAUAAGUACAUUCGAUAUGAGUCAAGGAAAGCAAGAGCAGACACCAGGAAGCGAGUAAAGGGUCGAUUUGUGAAGGCUACUGAAGCUCCAGAUAGUUGAAUCCCUUAUAAAUGCCUUAUAAAUGACUUUUUCAAUUAGGAAAUUUGUUCCUCCUUACCUAUUUUCCUGUAUAUAUUCCUAUCUUCUCUCACCUAAAAUGUAAAAUUGAAUAGCCUUCUGUUUGUAGUGAUUAGCAAUAACUUCAAUGGUAUACCUUCUCUCCGCAACAUGGCAUUUUAUAUUCCCAUUUAGUUAACAUGAAACGUAGUAGAUGACAGGAGAUGAGCUGCAGGCUCCAACAACUCCUCUGCAGACACAAACUGGCGAAAUUAUCAGUUUGGAAUCGGCUAUCAUUUUGGAAUAUGUUUGACUCUUGGGUAAUUUGACUUAUCAUAUAUUCAUGGAGAAGGUAGGUUCAAGUAAUUUUAGUCCCCCCCCCCCCC
This is a messenger RNA of Diospyros lotus (date-plum), 1429 nucleotides long. Its product is annotated as zinc finger protein CONSTANS-LIKE 14-like. Bases 660 to 1046 code for a protein of 128 amino acids. The transcript is spliced from 2 exons. The record is from RefSeq and is a predicted model, not a curated record. NCBI's taxonomy places the organism in Eukaryota, Viridiplantae, Streptophyta, Magnoliopsida, Ericales, Ebenaceae. Gene Ontology annotation, molecular function: protein binding.